Molecule: messenger RNA, 1839 nt
Organism: Fusarium poae
Lineage: Eukaryota; Fungi; Ascomycota; Sordariomycetes; Hypocreales; Nectriaceae
Gene: DBP9
Product: ATP-dependent DNA/RNA helicase
Exons: 5
Coding region: 1-1839 (612 amino acids)
Cellular component (GO): nucleolus
Molecular function (GO): ATP binding; RNA helicase activity; nucleic acid binding
Source: RefSeq, a predicted model, not a curated record
AUGAGCGCCUCUACAAAGAGAAAGCGCGAUCAAGUAGAGGAUUCUGUACCAGCCGAAAACUCUACAAGCACCGAGGUCGAAAACUCUACAAAACCUGAGCAAAAACAAGCUGAAGAGACUUCUUUUGUCGAUCUCGGCCUUGAUCCUAGGUUGCUACAGGCUAUCGCCCAACAAAAGUUCGCCAAGCCUACUCUCGUGCAGCGCAAGGCGAUUCCUUUGGCCCUCAACGGACAGGAUGUUCUCGCCAAAGCAGACUGUGGAUCUGGAAAGACCGCCGCAUAUCUUCUUCCUCUGUUGUCGAGCAUUCUGAAGCGCAAAGCUACUGAUACUACUGCCUUCACUACCGCUCUUAUCCUCGUCCCGACCCGCGAGCUGGCAGACCAGGUUUCCAAGGCGAUUGAACAGUUUGCUUCGUUCUGCGCAAAGGAUAUUAGCACCGCAAAGUUAACCGACAAGGUCUCUAGCAAAGUCCAGCGCGCACUUCUCUCCGUCUCCCCCGACAUCGUCAUCUCGACCCCAUCGACUGCCUGGCAAAAUGUCAACUCUUCUGCAAUGUCAAUUGACAGGCUCACUCAUCUUAUUCUUGACGAGGCGGACCUCGUCCUUUCCUACGGUUAUAGCGAGGAUCUUGAGAACUUAUCACGAUCAGUUCCCAAGGGUGUACAGGUUAUGAUGAUGAGCGCUACUCUUUCCGAUGAGGUCAACACACUCAAGGGAAUCUUCCGACGUGACCCUACCCUGUUAGAUUUGAAGGAGAAGGAGGUCGAAGGCGAGGGUAUUACUCAGUUUGUCGCCAAAUGUGGUGAAGACGAGAAGUUCUUGCUUGCCUAUGUAAUCUUCAAGCUGAAGUUGAUCAAGGGCAAGUGCAUUAUUUUUGUGAGCGAUAUCGACCGAUGCUACCGCCUCAAGCUCUUCUUCGAGCAGUUUGGCAUUCGCAGCUGUAUCUUGAACUCAGAGCUGCCCUUGAACUCACGUGUUCAUGUCGUUGAAGAGUUCAAUCGACAUGUUUACGAUAUCAUUAUUGCCGCCGAUGAGAAGAACGAGAUGCUUGGAGACGACGAGGAGCCUGCCGAAGCUGAGGACGACUCCAAGAAGAGCAACGAAGGCGACGACGCAGAGACAGAAGCAAAGCGGCCAAAGAAGAAAGCCAGGAAGUCUAAGGGUGGUGAUAAGGAGUAUGGUGUAUCAAGAGGUGUUGAUUUCAAGAAGGUUUCCGCAGUCAUUAACUUUGAUCUUCCCUCCACAGCAGCAGCCUACACACAUAGAAUAGGACGCACAGCGCGAGCUGGCCAGACUGGUAUGGCUCUGUCAUUUGUGGUUCCUAAGGACCUGUACCGAAAACACAUGCCCACAUCUACCCCGGCUUGUGAGAAUGACGAGAAGAUUAUGGCUAGGAUCAUUAGGCAACAAGCCAAGCGCGAUAAGGAGGUGAAGCCAUACAACUUCAACAUGAAGCAAGUGGAUCCUUUCCGAUACCGUAUGAACGACGCCUUGCGUGCCGUUACCAAGGUUGCUAUUCGAGAAGCCCGAACACGAGAGCUGCGACAAGAACUAUUGAAGAGUGAGAAGCUUAAGCGAUAUUUCGAGGAGAACCCAACUGAACUUUCUCACCUUCGUCAUGACGGUGAACUUCGAACUGCCAGACAACAGGCUCAUUUGAAACACAUCCCCGAGUAUCUCAUGCCAAAGGAUGGCAAGCAGGCCCUGACAGCAGACGUUGGUUUCGUGGCCAUGCGAAAAGACAAAAAGGGCAAGGGUAAAAAGGGUCGAGGAUUCAAAGUCGGCUCAAGGAAGCGAGAUCCCCUCAAGACAUUUAAGGCGAGGCGCAAGACAAAAUAG